UCUGUCCACAUUUUAUCGCGAUUUUACUAAUGGCGUACUACUCCAACGAGUAUUUAACGGAAUACUAUAAAUUUCCAAUAAAUCAUUUUCUAUAACCAAUUGUUUUCUCAUAAAACAGGCACUAAUCUCGUGAGUAAAAAAUGGCGAAAUCGAAUCGACAUUUCGAGCUGAACAAUGGCGCAAAAAUCCCGUCGGUUGGACUCGGCACAUGGAGGGCUGAUGAUGGAGUCGUAGGCGACGCCAUCACCACUGCAAUUAAGGUUGGGUAUCGGCAUAUUGAUUGCGCUCAAUUAUAUGGCAACGAGAAAGAGAUUGGUAAAACUCUUAAGAAGCUGUUUGAAGAAGGAGUGGUGAAGCGCGAAGAUUUGUGGAUUACUUCCAAGCUCUGGUGUUCUGAUCAUGCUCCAGAAGAUGUACCUUUGGCCUUAAACAGAACAUUGAGUGAUUUGCAGCUUGACUAUGUUGAUCUUUAUCUGAUGCACUGGCCUGUUAGCAUGAAGAAAGGUUCAGUAACUUCUGAUCCCGAGAAUCUCACUAAAGUCGACAUACCAAGCACGUGGGCAGCAAUGGAGUCACUCUGUGAUGCUGGCAAGGCUCGGGCAAUUGGUGUGAGCAAUUUCUCAUCCAAGAAGCUCAGCGACUUGCUAGACAUAGCGCGUAUUCCUCCAUCCGUCAACCAGGUGGAAUGCCACCCCGGCUGGCAACAGCUGCAGCUGCAUAGCUUCUGUCAGUCCAAAGGGGUUCAUCUAUCGGGAUAUAGACCUCUUGGUAAAAUGCUUGAUGAUCAAGUAUUGAAUUUGAUUGGUGAGAAAUUGGGGAAGACUCCGGCACAAGUUGCUUUGCGCUGGGGUUUGCAGAUGGGCCAUAGUGUGCUUCCAAAGAGCACUAAUGAGAAGAGGAUUAAAGAAAACUUUGAUGUGUUUGAUUGGACCAUUCCUCAAGAUUUGUGUGACAAGUUCUCCGAAAUUGAGCAGGUGAAAUUAGUCCCUGGGAAUACUUUUGUGCAUGAGACGUUGGGUUACUACAAAAACUUACAAGAGCUCUGGGAUGGUGAAAUCUGAGAGGGAAGUACUUUAUAAUCUCACUAGUAAGAACUACUAUUAAACUAGCUAAUCUCAAAUUGCAAAUAAAUAAUGGCGAACCUUUUGAAUAAAGUGCUGAUGGUUUGGUAUUAUGGUUUUGAAGGCAAUUCACAAUUGAAAAUUGGUAUAUCCUGAGCUACCCGAUUUAUAUGUACAUAAUGUUUGAAAUUGAUGUCUAUGGCUGUGAUUCAAAUGCUUUUACAUAACUUGAGCUCGUCAGAGUAUAGACAAUUUUCUCUUUUGGGAUAAUUUUUUACUUGCUAAUGUACAUCUCAGUUGAUUAAUGAAUGCUUAAAUAUGUUGUGCAUCGUCCAAAUAAAUUUUGGUUAUACGUAGUGACUUA
This is a messenger RNA of Salvia hispanica, 1425 nucleotides long. RefSeq names its product NADPH-dependent aldo-keto reductase, chloroplastic-like. NCBI's taxonomy places the organism in Eukaryota, Viridiplantae, Streptophyta, Magnoliopsida, Lamiales, Lamiaceae. The record is from RefSeq and is a predicted model, not a curated record. Gene Ontology annotation, molecular function: oxidoreductase activity.